Rhodamnia argentea is the source of this 1356-nucleotide messenger RNA. RefSeq lists its product as uncharacterized. Lineage: Eukaryota; Viridiplantae; Streptophyta; Magnoliopsida; Myrtales; Myrtaceae. Bases 90 to 884 code for a protein of 264 amino acids. The transcript is spliced from 7 exons. The record is from RefSeq and is a predicted model, not a curated record.
GAGAGAGAGGAGUGAGGGUGAAUGCGAUGUCCUGAUGAUGCAUCUUCAUUCCUAAUUGCCUGGGCUCGGCUUUCAAUGCUGCGGACGAGAUGCGGUGCCCGGUGUGCCGGACGGUGGAGGAAGGAGUCUGGAGGACCUUCCCAACCAGAGCUCCUCGGAGCCGCAGAGCAGGUGCCCUUGUUCUCCAGGAAUAUGUGCAGGGGCCAGCCGUCCGAAUGCCACCAUCUGGAAUUUACUGGAGCCUUGAUCAGGGAUGGUUCAGCGGAUCUCUAUCACUUGGAAAUGGUGGUCCUAUUAGACACCCCUACUCCUUUCAAUACCGCCGUAGAGAGACCACCCAUAUGAUGAUGGGGUCAGUUAAUGGCUCUGGUUGGGCCUCAGCAUCGUCUCAUGUGACAAGUAUCACUCAUCUUCGCCUUGGCGUCAACAGAAGACCGAAUAGCGGAUAUUCAUUUCAGGGUAAUGUUGGCCCCAAUGAACACUAUGAUCCACUUCCUCAAGGGGUGAACAGCAUCCAACCUGUUGGACUUGAAGCACCAGAUGUUGCGCUCUUGGGGGAGCCCAUUUUCAAUAACAGUGCUGGGAGCUUAUUUGGACCCUUAGCUGGUGCAGCUCCUGUGGGGCAGUCAAUGAAUUCACCAUCUCCAGCAGUGCGCCCGAUGAUGCGUGCUGCAAUUAACCGUUCCAGCUCAAGGGGCCUGCUACCAGCUGAGCGGACAGCUUUUCAAUCUGAAGGAUCUGGAACAGUCAACAUCCCAUUACCCUACAUUGGUGAAGUGGUGUUGGCUUUAAGUGCGGCUGUUCAGCCGGGAGAUGGAGUAAUAGAUGGUUCAGAGGAUAUUAGGUCAGAUGGCGAGGAAUCUGCUGAGGACCUGUCAGAGUGAUUGGACAGAGAAAACCAGAUGAAAGGUUUGUUUCCAAACUAGUCUCAUAAGUAUGGUGGAGGUCGUGAAGAAGCUGCCUCGGCGAAUAAAUGAUCUCCGUAGCUAUAUGCCGAUACUCCACGAUGCUCUAAUGUCUCUGAGGAGAACAUUAGUGAAUUCCGAUGGAACUUGCUGCUCUUGUGAAAUUCCCAGUAGAUCAUUUCUUGCUGCCUAAUCGGCAUUCGGAAUAGAUCUCUUCCGCAUUCGCUGUCGCCCAAAGCUAUCCAGUUUAAGAGUGUCGAUGCUUUUCGGGGACUUAAAUCGUGAUUUAGCUAUUGGGUCGAUAAACCAGGCGGCUGGUUCACUUGGUUGUUGAAGCUGCCUGGGUACUCUAUGCGCUUCAGUGAGCAAAGCGGUAUCAAAAUUUUCCCUUGGAUACUACUUGUUGGACAUUAAUUUUUCUUAUGUUUGGAUUGCAAUUUUCUACUCUUCA